Molecule: messenger RNA, 957 nt
Organism: Symbiodinium sp. CCMP2456
Lineage: Eukaryota; Dinophyceae; Suessiales; Symbiodiniaceae
Source: the annotation of a GenBank genome assembly
AUGGCGUCCUUCGAUGACUUCCCCGGCCUCAACGAAAGCCGUGACAAAGGUCCCAGGUUCCAAGUCCGGGUGUCUACCUUGGGUUCGCUUCUUGGCAUGCUGACUGCUUACGGCGAGUGGAGGCCCGAGGACUUGAAGGAAGCGGUCGAGGCCAAUUGGAACUGGUCAACACAUAGGCAGCGGCUCUUCUUCGGGGACCUUGAGCUGUGUGAUGUCCUGCUCCAGGCCAACCGGCACCCUGAUAGGUCUUACUCUGGGGAGCUGUGGGACCUGCUCGAUCAUCCUCGUGACGGUGACGUGGUGGAUCUCAACUUGCUGAGUCGGACCGCAGAGCAGGAAAAGUUUUUGGCGUCACUGUCGGACAUGUUGGCUGAUGGUGAUGUUUCGGAGUUGGUGCAGACUGCACCUGCGGAGGUGCGUGGUGACAGGAAUUGCAUGCUCGCUGUCAUCGCAUGGAACUACAACUAUCCCGACUUGCAGUUCGCCAGUGAAGAGCUUCGAGCAGACAGGGAGUUCAUCUUGCAGUGCGUGACCAUCUACGCCCGGUGCCUGUGGUGCAUAGGAGAGCACUUGGUCGGUGACAGGGCCUUCAUGGAGGAAGCAAUCCGCCGGUCGCCAUUUGCGUUGGAGUAUGCGACUGACGACCUCAAGAACGAAGAGGCUUUGGUGCGGCUGGCUCUCAAGGGUGCGCCUUCUGCCCUGAGUACAGCAGCACCUCGGUUCAGGGACAUGAAGGAACUGGUCUUAUCAUGUGUUACGGAGAGUGGCUAUGCCCUCCGCGACAUGAGCGACCGGAUGAAGAGCGACCGAGAAGUAGUGCUUGCGGCGGUGCGCCAGUGUCCACAGGCAAUCGAGUACGCCUCACCCGACCUGCUAGCAGACCCCGAGGUGCUUGUGCUGUUGAAGGCUGGCAAUCUUUGGUCGGAUGAUGAGCAGAGCAACGAAGGAGGCUGGUAG